Rotaria sp. Silwood2 is the source of this 876-nucleotide messenger RNA. Lineage: Eukaryota; Metazoa; Rotifera; Eurotatoria; Philodinida; Philodinidae. The record is from the annotation of a GenBank genome assembly.
AUGAUUCAAUCAAAAUGCAGAUAUGUAUUUUGGCUUUUUUUCGUCAUUUCUUUAAUAAAAGCAGACGAUUAUCAAUCUCAAUGUCCACCAACGACAGCGUCAAUUGAACGUAUUCUUCAAGAUGCGCAUAUACUAGGAAUAGUAGCAACUGUCGUUAAUUCAGCUGGUAUUAUCCAUGAACAAGGAAUCGGUUAUCAUUCUCCCCCUAUUUCAGAACAACGUCAACCAAUGGAUUCCUCAAAGUCUAUUUUUGUAUUAGCUUCCAUCUCAAAAACAUUCAUUGUUGUAGCAGCUAUGCAAAUGGUAGAAUCAAAUCGUCUUAAUCUUGAUACAGAUAUCAAUCAAUAUUUGCCAUCUCAAAUGAAAAUUAUUCAUCCACAUCAUCCAAACGUAAAAAUUACCACUCGACAUUUACUUUCACACACAUCUGGUAUUGGUCCAAAUUUCUUAGAAGAACUUCAGCAAUAUCUUCCUGGUGAUACUUUUGCACAAACCAAUCUUGGAGAUGUUAUUGAGAAAUAUUUGAGUAAUAAAACAAAUUGGUUACCUAUUCCACCUGGUAAUAAAACAUUCUAUUCAAAUAUGGGCAGUUGUUUAGCGGCAUAUAUCAUCGAACGUUUAGCUGGAAUAUCUUUUGAACAAUUCGUUCAAGAUAAAAUAUUGAAACCAUUGGGUAUUGAUGAGAAAAGUGGAGGUUAUCGAUUAAGUAAUUUUCAGGAUAACACAAAGAGUCUUGUUGACCAUUAUAUAUUCAAUGCAUCAUGGCUUGAAAUCUAUCAAGAUAUGCUACCACAAUUGAAUAUCUCUCGAGUGAGUUUGGAGAAUAUUACAUCAAUGGCUGAUCUUUCUUUUGAUAAUUUGACCAGACUUAUAUGA